UUUAGUGUUUACAUUCAAUAGUUGUUAUUACCUGUAUGUUAUUUUAAGUUCGUCUCAUUUAUGGACACAGUUUAAAAUAUUAACUAGGUAGCAUUGUUAUUGCCGGGAUAAUGUCUGUCAAGAGGAUAAUGAAGGAAUGGUGUCAUUCCAUUCUCGAACCUAUGGAAGGAAUAUCAGCAGGACCAUUUGGAGAAGAUUGUUAUCAGUGGGAAGCAGUCAUUUUUGGCCCAAUUAACACUUCUUUUGAAGGAGGCAUAUUUAGACUGAAAAUAACGUUCCCACGUGAUUAUCCGUUUAAACCUCCAAAAGUGGUGUUUGUAACAAAGAUGUAUCACCCUAAUAUCGACGGAUACGGUCAAAUCAACAUUGAUGUGUUACGUGACAGCUGGACCCCUGGCCUAACAAUUAUUAAAGUGCUACUUGCUAUACGACUAAUGCUGGACGAUCCCAAUCCAGAUGACCCACUUGUGGCCGAAAUCGCGAUUGUUCUCAAACGUGACAGAUCUAAAUACGAAGCAACUGUAAAGGAAUACACUAGGUUGUAUGCUAAGUGAUGAUUCUCAAACGUGACAGGUCUAAAUACGAAGCAACUGCAAAGGAAUACACUAGGUUAUAUGCUAAGUGAUGGUUCUCAAACGUGAUUCUCAAACGUGACAAGUCUAAAUAUGAAGCAACUGUAAAGGAAUACACUAGGUUAUAUGCUAAGUGAUGGUGACAGACAGACCUACGUACGAAACACCUGUAAAUGAGUAGUCUAGGCUGUAUGCUAAGUGAUGAUUCUCAAACGUGACUGAUCUAAUCACGAAGAAAGUGUAAACGAAUAUCUAGGUUAUAUUUUAAGAGACCACAGCCAAACCACCACUAUUCCUGUUGACGGCCAGCCUGAACAGCAGCAGCAGCAGCAGCAGCAACAUUGUGGGAGAUACGAUAAAGAAUUGUGCUGAUACUAGCGGCAUUAACGUAUCCAUGCACUAGGGACGAAAAAUAAAGUUUGAAAGAUUGAA
Gigantopelta aegis is the source of this 1004-nucleotide messenger RNA. RefSeq names its product ubiquitin-conjugating enzyme E2-16 kDa-like. The record is from RefSeq and is a predicted model, not a curated record. The coding region runs from base 111 to 554 and encodes 147 amino acids. The transcript has 6 exons. NCBI's taxonomy places the organism in Eukaryota, Metazoa, Mollusca, Gastropoda, Neomphalida, Peltospiridae.